This is a messenger RNA of Cervus elaphus (red deer), 4332 nucleotides long. It is a transcript of the gene THAP5, whose product is annotated as THAP domain containing 5. Lineage: Eukaryota; Metazoa; Chordata; Mammalia; Artiodactyla; Cervidae. The transcript has 3 exons. Bases 149 to 1336 code for a protein of 395 amino acids. Gene Ontology annotation, cellular component: nucleus. The record is from RefSeq and is a predicted model, not a curated record.
UGAGUUCAGAGUUGCCGAGUCUUCCCAGUCCACCGCGCCUGGCGCAGGCGCGGUACCUCGGGGGCCAAGGACCUGCAGCCCCGCCUCGGUGAGGAAGCCCCGCCUGCGCCCCUUGGCGGCUCGGGUCUCCUGUGGCUACGCGGCAGCGAUGCCCCGCUAUUGCGCAGCGAUUUGCUGUAAGAACCGCCGGGGACGAAAUAAUAAAGAGCGGAAGCUUAGUUUUUACCCGUUUCCUCUACAUGACAAAGAAAGACUUGAAAAAUGGUUAAAGAAUAUGAAACGAGAUUCAUGGGUUCCAAGUAAAUACCAGUUCCUGUGUAGUGACCAUUUUACUCCUGACUCUCUUGACAUCAGAUGGGGUAUUCGCUAUUUGAAACAAACUGCAAUUCCAACAAUAUUUUCUUUGCCUGAAGACAAUCAGGAGAAAGAUCCUUCCAAAAAAAAAUCUCAGAAGAAAAAAUUGAAAAGUGAGAAAGAAGUAUGCCUAAAAGCCAAGUCAGAAGAAUCUUUUUCAUCAAAUGAGCCAAAGAAGCAUCCAGUUAAUACAGAUCUCCUCCCUGAACAUGCAGAAUUACUUGAAUCAUCUGCCUUGGUAAAGCCACCAGAUCCAAAAGCAGAAAGUGUGCAAAAUAACAUAUUAACUCUUAGUCUAGUUAAAGAAGAUACCAGAAAACCAGCAUCUACCUUGCAAACAUCAGUUAACCAAGACAUGGGUAUAGGUGGUUUUCACACAUCAUUUGAGAAUCUAAGUUCUACAACUAUUACUUUGACAACUUCAAAUUCAGAGGGUAUUCAGCAGCCUUUAGAAACCCAAGAAGUGAUUGAAAUAACUACUAAUCAUCUUGCUAGCCCACACUUUACAAAUAAUUCUGUGGAAAUUAAGUCAGCACAGGAAAAUCCAUUCAUAUUCAGCACAGUUACUCAAACAGUUGAAGAAUUAAACACUGAUAAAGAAUCCGUUAUUGCCAUUUUUGUACCUACAGAAAAUUCCAAACCUGCAAUUAAUUCUUUUAUACCUGCCCCCAAAGAAACAGUGGAAAUGGAAGAAGAUAUAGACAUUGAAGACUCAUAUAAGGAUGAAGACUAUGAGUCAGAAGUUUUACAGAUUGAGCAUUCUUACUGCAGACAAGAUAUAAAUAAGGAACAUCUUUGGCAGAAAGUGUCUAAACUACAUUCAAAGAUAACUCUUCUUGAGUUACAGGAACAACAAACUCUAGGGAGAUUGAAGUCUUUGGAAGCUCUUAUAAGGCAGCUAAAACAGGAAAACUGGCUAUCUGAAGAAAAUGUCAAGAUUAUAGAAAACCAUUUCACAACAUAUGAAGUUACUAUGAUAUAGAUCAAGAGGUUUUCAAGUUUGUGGCUUUCAUGUAAGAUUUCUGUUAGCCAAACCAAAUUCUGUGUAAAGUGAACUUUUUCCUGUGUAAAGUUCUUAACCUUAGUGAAGCUCAGCAAGUGCUCUAAUGUUAUGAACUGCAUCCUAUUCUUGUUAUGCUCAUUUUUUGAAAACAACUAGAGAGUUGUUGGGUAGAUGACAUUUCAUUGCUUGUUAAUUUUUCAAAUUUAAAGUAAAAAUACAGUGAAUAAGUAAUAUGAUUCAGUCAUAAAAUGAGAGAACACAGAUAUGGUAAACAAGAGCCCAGAAUAGAAGUCAGAUUCCGGAAUCAGUCGUGAUUCCACCAUUGAGAUGUGUCUUGGACAAGUUACUUAUUGAGUCCUAGUCUCUUAAUUUGUAGAAGGAGGGCACUUAACUAGAUCUCUUACAUAGUCUGUUUCUUUGUAGUUUCUUCCCUUUUUAGAAGAUACUUUUAAUGGAACAAGUUUUCUGUAUGAUAAUCUUAUACUUACACAAAAGUGGAUGCUGGCUAGAAUUUUCUAUUACCUGUUGGAAUUGUCUCAAAAUUCUGUGUUGCUUGACCUUUGGGCUGUAAUUGUUUGUAUUAUACAGCUUCCUUGUUGGCUCAAGCAGUAAGGAAUCCACCUGCAGUGCAGGAGAUCCAGGCUUGAUCCCUGGGUUGGGAAGAUCCCCUGGAGAAGGGAAUGGCAACCCACUCCAGUAUUCUUGCCUGGAGAAUCCCAUGGACAGAGGAGCCUGGAGGUCUACAGUCUGUGGGGUCACAAAGAGUCGGACAUGACUGAGUGACUAAUAUUUUUUGUAUUUUACCGGAAAAUACUCCUGUUAGGUUUUAUUCCAGUUGAACUAAAAUAAGGAAUCAACCAUUAGCCUAAUUCCUAGGAGAGGUACUUUAAACUUGAAAGAAUAUGUAUCUUAUAUGUAGCUGACCAUCAUAAUACAGAGUUAUUUAAACUUCUUGACACCCUGCAAUUAAAGUUAUUUUUAUAAACCAAAAAUUUCAAUGAGGUUAAUUUUUUAAAUAUUUUUUAGGAAUUAACAGUUUGUAUCUAUUUAAAAUGUAUAACCUUUAAACAUGUGCUUGUGUCCUUUUAAAAUUCCAGAAUAAUAGAAUAAUACUUAUUAUUAUACCUUCCCACUUACGUGUAUUUUAUUAAAAGAAAUUAUAGAUAGGUGGUGAUGACCAUGGCUUUCCAGGUGGUGCAAUGAUAAAGAAUCUGCCUGCCAAUGCAGGAGAUGCUGGUUGAUCCCUGGGUUGGAAAGAUUCCCUGAAGUAGGGAAUGGCAAGCCACUCCAGUAUUCUUGCCUAAAAAAUUUCUUGGACAGAGUAGCCUGACAGGCUACAGCCCAUGAAGUUGCAAAGAGCUGGACGCGACUGAGCACGCACACGUGGUAAUGACCUUAGGGAGACAAGUAGGAAACAGAUGAAGGAUGGUUUUUUUAUUUCUAUGAGGUAGUAAAUGUGUUUUGGUGCUGGAAAAUAGGAUGUGCUCAAUAAAUAGUUGACUACAUAGCAGAUAGUAUUUUAAUUGUUUUUCUAAGUGGAUGGUGAUUAUUUGGGGUCAUAUUUCACUUAGUUUUUUAGGCUAAUAAAAUAAUAAUAUAUGAAUGUGUGUCACCUAAUGAUAAAAACAAGUUGAUCAGAGGUGUCCUUAUAACCUUGGUGGGGGAAAUCCUUAACAUUUUUGUAUAAAUUAUGUACAUAUAACUAAUAAAGUUGAUAUAUUAUUUUUAAGUUCCAUUUUGAUAAUAUUGAAAAUACAUACUCUAAAUGUAAAUAGCCCUUUUAAGUCAUUUUAAAGUGUUGUACAUUGUAAUUAUGUUCUAUUUUUAGUUUACUCAGGAAUAAUUUGGGAGAUGGCAAUGGCAACCCACUCCAGUACGCUUGCCUGGAGAAUCCCAUGGGAGGAGCCUGGUAGGCUGCAGUCCAUACAGUCACUAAAAAAGAGUCGGACACGACUGAGCAGCUUCACUUUCAUGCAUUGGAGAAGGAAAUGGCAACCCACUCCAGUGUCCUCCCCUGGAGAAUCCCAGGGACGGGGGAGCCUGGUGGGCUGCCAUCUAUGGGGUCGCACAGAGUUGGACACGACUGAAGCAGCUUAGCAGCAGCAGCAAGAAUAAUUUAAACUAAUUGUAUUUUUUUUAAUUACUAUAUUACACGUAUCUAAGAUACUCUUGACUUUUGUAUAUUCAGUUCAGAAUGUUCCAACUCAGUUAACUGUUAAAUUUUAUAUGGGGGUUUUGACCAACUUUAUUUCUUACUUGGAUUAUUAUAGGAACUUCUUAACUAGUAGUACGUAUAUUUUGGAUCUCCUGCUUUUGUGUCUUCCUGGACUCUGCUGUUAAGUUUUUUACCUAGACUAUACAUCUAGCUGUAUCACCUGUGUGCCACUUAACUGUCCUAGCUCAGAAAUCGGUAAUCACCCUUUAAUACCUACAGAAUAAAUCAAAACUUGUUUCCAUCAUGUUUAUUAUCCUCUGUGAUUCUGUUCAUCCUGUGUUCUAGCCAUACUGGAAUCUUAGCACUUCUCAAACAUGCUAACUUUGUCUUUCUGCUUAUUUUGUUCUCUAAAUUCAACCAGUUAAAACUGCAUUUCAACUUUUACCAAUCAAAAUUACUUUUCUUUGUUUCUACGGGGCUUGUAUUAUAACACUGUAGCAGUGCUUAUGCGUUUUUUUAAAUUCAUUUUCGUUGGAGUAUAGUUGCCUUUGUUCAUCCUUUUUUUAUAUCAUGAUGUUAUGGCUUUCUGUUCGACUUGACUGCUUUUUUUUAAAAAUUCUAGUGUUUAUUGAAUAAAUGAAAAUACAGCUUUUAAGGAUCAAAGAGACGUGUUCACAUGGGCUGGGGGAAGGUAAUGUGAUGAAGUAAGAAGUAAAAGCAGACAAGAGCAUCCCUGGCUUCAUCACCAGGGCUCAGCUUCACUUUUGCUUCACUGACUAUGUAAUGUUCACUCAAUAAAGGUUUGGAUGAAUAUUCUGAA